AACUAUUCUUCCUUGUUCUUAAAUGUCAUAAGUAUUUGUGCGAAAUUUGACAACAAAAUGACAGAAAAAAGAUUUUAUAGAAGCUUAUUACUGCUACAGUUAAUGCGAGCAUGUUACUGUUUUGUCAAUGGUAGUGUUACAUUGUUACCCUCUCCUGCUGUAGCCGACCAGGGGGAAUCCUUUACAUUUACAUGUUCAUACAAUGGUAAUAAUACCGUAGUUGGAUUUAUGUGGUUAUUGAAUGGAAACACGCUCGCCAUUGUUAUGAUACCAGCAUGUACAACAUUUAACCCACCAGGACCUCCUGAUACCACACGUUAUGAAUACGCCUGUCCUUCUAGCAGACAUUCAUCAUUUACUAUUAAACACUAUUUAAAUAGAACCAACGGUGAUACAUGGCAAUGUGCAGUUGCGGCUCCAGGUUAUAUAUUCAGCAAUAAUGUGACAAUAAUUGAGCGAGUUGAUGUAACUAGUAUAAGCUUACAGUCAUCACAAGGGUCCAUAAUAGAGAACAUUGCAACAAAUUUAACAUGUGAGACAUCCACAGGACAGCCAGCAGCAAAUAUAACGUGGUAUAAAAAGUCUAGGCUCGGUGAAAUACUGGUAUUAACAAAUAACGUCUCAUUUACAACAGAGGUUGUAGGCCAGCUAGAAAGGUCAACCAGUGCUAUAUCAUAUAUACCAUUGAAGACAGAUAAUGGUUCUCAUAUUUAUUGUAAUGCUGUUAACAAUCCUCGUAGUUCACCACUUCAGUCAGAUUCAUUUGAGCUAAAUAUCCUUUAUUCUCCAGAUGGCCCUCCAGUUAUACAAGGCUUUACUAACGGCAGUACAUACAAAGUGAUAGAAAAUAAUCAAGGCUCGCUGUCAUGUUAUAUAGGGGAAAGCAAUCCUGAAGCAACUUUAAUGUGGAAUUGCUUCGAUAACGGGUCGUCAACAACAAGUGAAGCGAAUACCACAAAGACAGUAACCUGGAAUGCAACACGAGGUUUAGAUUCUUACUGUGCGUGUCAAUCUUCACAUCUGUUAGCUGAGAAUCAGACAGUUUACAUAACUGUACAGGUUUUAUAUCCACCAAAGAUUAAAGACUGCAAGCUUCGUUACAACGCUUCUUCCACUAGUGUAGCUGUUAAUAGCACUAUUGGUAUAAAAGAAAACAGCUCAUUUACAUUAACGUGUGAAGUUGAUGGUAAGCCAGCGGCAACGACGUCUUGGUCUGGACAUGUUUCUUCAACCUCCAACAUACUAGUUGUAGAUGAAGUAAAAAGACAACAAGGUGGAACAUACACAAUAUUUGCAACCAACAGAAUGGAACCAACAUUUGGAGGGCCAACAACUGGGAAUGAUACAAAAAGCUUCAAUUUCAAUUUAUUAUAUGCGCCAACGGUACGAAUGACCGAUAAAGACAUUGUUGAGGGAGCUAACCUGACCUUACCGUGUCCUGUAACAAAAGGAAAUCCUACUGAUACAAGAUUCAAAUGGAUAAGGGAUGGUGAUAACAGAACAUGGGAUAAACAAACAUUGUACAUACAGAAUGUUACCAAGUAUGAUGACAUGAUGUAUAAAUGUACCGUGCAAAACAUACUGAGACAAAGUGGAAGUGUAGAAGAACUUGGAAUAAAUAGUGGAUCUUUUCACCUAAAUGUCCUGUAUAUGUCAACGAUACGCUCAUUUUCUGUAAAAGGGGCUCUGGUCUCAAUGUCAGCUGUAACAGUAAAUGAGUCCGAAGAUCUUAUAUUUGAAUGUACGGUAGACAGUAAUCCAAGCUCUAAUAUUGACAUACAAUAUAAGGACAAAGUUAUCUUUAGACAGAACAAUAUACACACUCUGUUAUAA
Ruditapes philippinarum (Manila clam) is the source of this 1833-nucleotide messenger RNA. RefSeq names its product sialoadhesin-like. The record is from RefSeq and is a predicted model, not a curated record. NCBI's taxonomy places the organism in Eukaryota, Metazoa, Mollusca, Bivalvia, Venerida, Veneridae. The transcript has 7 exons. The coding region runs from base 58 to 1833 and encodes 591 amino acids.